AUGGGCAAUAUCAGCAGAGUGACUGAGUUUCUCCUGGAGGACUUUGCUGAGGUGUGGGAACUCAGGCUCCUGCUCUCUACAUUGUUCCUGUUGAUGUACCUGGCCACCAUUUUAGGGAAUCUGAUCAUCAUCACUGUCACCACCAUUGAUAGGAACCUGCACACGCCCAUGUAUUUCUUCCUCAGGAAUCUGUCCUUUGUGGACAUGGGUUACGUUUCUGUCACUAUCCCCAAUGCCUAUGUCAACUCCCUCAUUGACAACAGAGCCAUCUCUAUGGCUGGCUGUGCAAUGCAGAUACUUCUUGUUAUUUUUUGUGCGUCUGUGGAGCUGUUUUUCCUCACCAUCAUGGCCCACGACCGGUCUGUAGCCAUCUGCCAGCCCCUCCACUACCCUGUCAUCAUGAACCACCAGUUCUGUGUCCAGGCCACACUGGCUUCCUUACUCAGUGGUCUCAUCUAUGCAGCUCUUCACACUGGCAGUACAUUCAGGCUGUCCUUUUGUCAGUCCAACGUGGUUCCCCAGUUCUUCUGUGACAGCCCCUCUCUAAUAAGGCUGUCUUGCUCAGAUACCUUUAGCAAUAAACUCUUAAUUAUUUUUUCAACCAUAGGUGUAGGCGGUGGAUGUUUUAUCUUCAUUGUUUUAUCAUAUAUUCGCAUAUUUUCAGCAGUGUUGAAGAUCCAUGUCAAAGAAGAGCGAGGAAAGGUUUUUUCCACCUGUGUGCCUCACAUUCUUGUGGUGUCUAUGUUUCUUGGUUCUGGUGUCACUGUAUACCUAAGGACUUCAGCAAUCUCUAAAGGUAUUCAGAACCUAAUUCUAUCUAUAUUUUAUACCAUUAUACCCCCGUUUCUGAAUCCUAUCAUCUAUAGUCUUAGAAAUAAACAAAUAAAAGAGGCAGUGGAAAAAAUAAUGUUAAGAAUGUUGUAUUCAGGAAAACUUUAA
Messenger RNA from Dipodomys spectabilis (banner-tailed kangaroo rat), 939 nucleotides. Its product is annotated as olfactory receptor 14C36-like. Gene Ontology annotation, biological process: G protein-coupled receptor signaling pathway. The record is from RefSeq and is a predicted model, not a curated record. Gene Ontology annotation, cellular component: membrane. Lineage: Eukaryota; Metazoa; Chordata; Mammalia; Rodentia; Heteromyidae. Bases 1 to 939 code for a protein of 312 amino acids. The transcript has a single exon. Gene Ontology annotation, molecular function: olfactory receptor activity; G protein-coupled receptor activity; odorant binding.